Morus notabilis is the source of this 1374-nucleotide messenger RNA. Its product is annotated as G-type lectin S-receptor-like serine/threonine-protein kinase At5g24080. The record is from RefSeq and is a predicted model, not a curated record. Gene Ontology annotation, molecular function: ATP binding; protein kinase activity. The transcript has 6 exons. NCBI's taxonomy places the organism in Eukaryota, Viridiplantae, Streptophyta, Magnoliopsida, Rosales, Moraceae. The coding region runs from base 1 to 1374 and encodes 457 amino acids. Gene Ontology annotation, biological process: protein phosphorylation.
AUGAGAAUUACGCAUAAUGGAAACUUGGUGCUUUUGAAUGCAACCAGUGAAAAAGUAUGGCAGUCUUUUAGCCAUUUAACGGAUACCCUUCUUGAUGGACAGGUCCUUGUUUGUCCGUCCCAAAAGUUCAAAAAUAGAAGGUCACAACUUGAGCUAUGUUCAGUUCAGGAACGUGAACUUUCACGUUCUCCUACGGGAGACGCCGUAGCUUGCAAGAGGGUGAUCAGCUAUGAUGAGGUGGUAAGGUUUGGUGGUGUACGUAGAGGGUUGACAAAGUACUUGACUGUGAAGAAACGUUACAAAGUUGGGUGGUGUCCGCUAGAUAAGUCCUCUAAGGAGACUCAACACAACAGCGAUACGGUUAAGAAUGGAGUCUUUGAGUGUCCUAAUGAGUACUGGAAGGUAAUUCAUGCCUUUACACUUGAUGGACAAGACGAAUGCCAGUUCCCUCUUAAGGGCGGUAGAUAUGGGGUCUGCAGCCAAGGCAAAAAUUGCACAUGUCCUGAGAGUUUUGAUGGCUCUCAGUACUUCGAACCAAUCAAAAGCCAGUUCCCAAAUCGCGGUUGUCGCCUCCUGGCUCGUGACACGCCAUCACAAGAUGUUCUCACUCUUAUGACAUCUCCAAAACCUCUUGAAUACUACUCUUCUCUACACAUGAGGGUCCCAAACUCACAUGUGAAUGUUCCAAUUCCUUCCCCGUAUCCACCGCCUUCUUCUUCUUCUUCCCAUUCUAAUUCUUCGCGCCUAAAUCUGUUGGUAACUUUUGCAUGCCUACUAGUUCUGUUGAUGAUAAUUGUGUGUGUGUUGGUUCUGCAAAAGAGGAAGAUUGAUGAUUGUUUGGAUCAUGGUUUGCUUGAGCAAGUAUCAUCAGAAAUUCUAAUAAAGAGAUUCUCAUACCACGAAUUAUAUGUGGCCACAAAAAAUUCUCCGAAGAGUUGGGGCAAGGCGGUUUUGGAACGGUGUUUAAAGGGGUUCUUAAGGGUGGAAGAGAAGUUCUUGGCAGAAAUGGCGACUUUAGGCAACACACAUCACAUUAAUUUGGUUAAGUUAAUUGGAUUUUGUGUUGAUAGAAAUCAUAGGAUGUUGGUUUUUGAGUAUAUGAGUAAAGGUUCUCUACACAAAUGGAUUUUCUCUGGAGACCAAGAUGCUACUCUUCAUUGGAACAUGAGAAAGAAGAUUGCGACGGAUAUAGCGAAAGGCUUAAUGUAUCUUCAUGAGGAAUGCAGGCACAAAAUUGCUCAUUUGGAUGUUAAGCCACAUAACAUCCUUCUUGAUGCAAACUUCAAUGCAAAAAUCUCUGAUUUUGGAAUGUCUAAGCUGAUCAACAGAGAGGAGAGCCAAGUGGUAACCGAGGCACGAGGAACUCUAGGCUAA